Orussus abietinus is the source of this 369-nucleotide messenger RNA. RefSeq names its product 60S ribosomal protein L29 (gene RpL29). Lineage: Eukaryota; Metazoa; Arthropoda; Insecta; Hymenoptera; Orussidae. Gene Ontology annotation, cellular component: ribosome; cytosolic large ribosomal subunit. Bases 105 to 320 code for a protein of 71 amino acids. The transcript is spliced from 4 exons. Gene Ontology annotation, biological process: cytoplasmic translation. The record is from RefSeq and is a predicted model, not a curated record. Gene Ontology annotation, molecular function: structural constituent of ribosome.
UUCUUUCUGUGUCUUUCCAGUUUCCGUUUCCGGUGAGUGCUGUAGCAGAAAUUUCGUUCAUAAACGAUUCAAACUUCGAAUCCAUUUAAUCAAACAAAUAAAAAAUGGCGAAGUCAAAGAAUCACACGAAUCACAAUCAGAACAGGAAGGCCCACCGAAAUGGGAUUAAGAAGCCUAAGAGGUAUCUACACGAAUCCACUCUUGGUAUGGACCUGAAAUUUCUACGUAAUCAACGAUUUGCCAAGAAACAUAACCUUAAACCCAAGGCGCAGUUGAAGCGAGCAGCAGAACGAAAGGCUAAGAGGGAAGCCAAGAAAUAGACUGUGCAUACUUAUGUUUUUAACUUAAUAAAUUGAAAAAUCUUGUUCA